Molecule: messenger RNA, 4634 nt
Organism: Ooceraea biroi (clonal raider ant)
Lineage: Eukaryota; Metazoa; Arthropoda; Insecta; Hymenoptera; Formicidae
Gene: Scgdelta
Product: sarcoglycan delta
Biological process (GO): heart contraction
Cellular component (GO): membrane; sarcoglycan complex
Source: RefSeq, a predicted model, not a curated record
UGUCGUGCGCGAUUUCGUACGCGGCGCUUGGUGACGCGACAACUGUGCCCGAGCUCGUGCCACGUACCUGCUGAUCGCGACGGUAGAUCGUUCCUGUAACUGAAGAUCGCCCGAGAUUCCACCCGCGAUCCUGACCAUGAUCAAGCAGCUCGCCGAUCGAAUUCGCGACGCGAUAUUGCAGCCCGACGAUCGAUCGGCGAAUCGACUUGUGAGCGAUCAGGCGAAUCGCCGAGACGACUGAUCAUGGAAAACCCGACGCGCAGUUGGCGUAUAGACAGGAACGUUACGGAGCGCUGGGAGUAUUUGGCAGUCACUCGUGCGGGACAGCCGAUGGUGUCCAAAUGACGCGGGUGCAGUAGCAAUCGAAGUCGCCGCCUUCGGCAACCGUUUGCAAAGAGGAGAGAGAGGAAUUGGUCUUCCGACAAGUUGAAGCCCUCGCGGUACACGGAGAGGCUUGUCAGUCAAUUCGCCGCGAAGCAGGAGCUUCGUGUCCGCGAUAGAAUCACGCGAUAAUAAAUCACAAAGUGGCAGCAUUUCGCGCGGCCGUCAGGCGAGCAAACGCCACGUCGUCCGCCUCCGCCUCUGACAACACUCUUCGGUGCGUCACGCGCGGGCAGACGAGCUUUAUUCGGACCCGUCGUGGUCGCACGGAGACGACGAUUGGAGCCGAGAGAUCCGUAGAUCCGCGCGAAGAUCAGAGCGCCGUCAUUAUUGCCGUCACUAUCAUCGUUUAUCCCGAAACCGAGGGUUGGAAGUGAAGUUGAGCGUCGCCACAUCCGAAGCAACUGCACGUUCUCAACGAUCGGCCGUAAAUAACGGUCCACGCACUUUGGCGUGCAGGCACCUGGCCCGGACCUCGCGCGGCUUGUGCGCGGCUACGUGUGUUGCCGCGGUGGAAUCUCGCUCGUAAUGACUCGUAAUUGCGCGGAGGAGGAGCCGACGUCGUGCUGGAACGAUUUAAGGGACACCUAGCAGCGCCACCCGCACUCUCCGCUAUAAUGAUUAGGUGCACGCGACUACUACGGGGAUUACCUGGUUGAGGUGGAGGACCCGGUGUUCGGAGACGUUAGGGUGGACUACCGGCCAUCGGCUGAAAUCUGAAUACGAGAGAGAGAGGGAAGGAGAGGGAGAGAGAGAGCGGUCGAUUGCGGCCCCGGAGAAAUUCGUGCCCCCGGUGCCCCUUGGCCGAACGAUCCAACGGCUGGCCGUUAACACGCUCGAACGCUUGGAUCGGCGACAUUUACGACGCACUCGAUCGCAGAAAGAUUCAAUUCGAAGGGCGUAAUGGAUACGUCACCAACGUUAAGCAUCGGCGGUUCGAGGGCCAGGGCGGCCCUUUUGACCACCAGCGGCACCGGAACCGGCAGCAACGACAGACGGGUCGUCUUUUUAGCAAGUCAACCGUCGGUCGGCAGCAGUCACGAUACCAAGACCUGGCCGCACCAUUGGUCGCCGCACACGACCGGAAACAGUUACAAAUCGCCGGAGGAAUCGCCGCACACCGAGCACAGCAGACUGAGGAUGUCCCGGGGCCAAGGGGGCUGGUCCGACGAGCCCUCCACUUCCGGUAGCGCGAGCCGUCGCGGUGGAGCACGGCAAACGGCGGGGCUAUCCACGAGAACGUCGGCUUCCGCCUUGGAGGAACGCGCUUCCGGUACUACGCCGUGUAAAGGUGGCUUCAGAUUAGGCGUGUAUGGCUGGAGGAAGAAAUGCUUGUACUCAUUCGUGCUGAUUCUUAUGAUCACCGUUAUUCUCAAUCUCGCCCUCACUGUCUGGAUCUUCAAAGUCAUGGGAUUUAGUUCUGAAGGUAUCGGUUCGCUAAAAGUGGUGCCUGGGGGAAUCGAGCUAAGAGGUCAAGCCGCCGUAUUGGACGCCCUUGUGGCCUCCAGCCUCAGAUCUCGAAGGGGCAAAAACUUGGUGCUGGAAUCGUGGAGUAAUUUUACGGCCUCGGCGAGAUCCCACGACGGUCGGCUCCUCGCGCGAUUAACAGUCGGAGAGGAUCGCGUCGACUGCGUAUCCAGGGGUUUCCGAAUAACUGAUCCACGGGGAGGAGUGCUGUUCUCCGCGGACAGGGAGCAAGUGAUCGUGGGAGCAGAAAUGUUGAGGGUGACUGGCGACGGCGGUGCCGUUUUUCAGGGAAGUGUGCAGACCCCGCUGGUCAGGGGAGAAUCGGGACGCGGUCUUAGGCUCGAAUCAGCGACGAGAUCCUUGAAGAUCAGCGCUCCUCAGCGCGUGGCGAUCGAGUCUUGGGCGAACGAGAUCUCAGCCUCUUGCCUGACGGAUCUCAAGCUGCAGAGCGUCCACGGGGCCAUCCGACUUGACGCCAAGUCCGUCUACGUGAAGGGUCUCAAGACGGCGAUUCCGGUGCAAGGACACUCGUCUAGGGAGCAACAGCAGCAGCAGCAACAACAUCCCGGCAGGUCCUCGUCCACUCAUCAGAGUCAGAGGGAGACGACCAUCUAUCAACUGUGUGCGUGCGCGAGCGGAAAACUGUUCCUCGCCAGGCCAGAUGGCAACUGCCAGGCCGACAAGUCGAUUUGCUAAUACUACUCGACUCGACGGAGCGUCGCGACGACGGAUCACUCGUUAGGAAUCGCGACGGACUGCUGUGUGACUUGGUGACUCUAGUGACAGAGAUACAGAGCUGAAGAGAAAGAGAAAGCGAGAAAGGAAGACGCACUGCGAUCGGCCAUCGGCGCGAUCGGGGACGAGGCCUUUAUUGGAACAUUAUAAACGAUAUCAAACGAAUCUCUACCGCGCCGAACGGGCGAGGACAUCGAGCGCGGCGUGUGCCCGAUAUACACUUUCGAGUACUGCCGGAAGCUCUUCGGGAGUUUCUAGUACUUAAUGUAGGAUUCUAAUCUGGACGCCGGCAGGUAGUACCGCGCCCCCCGACGUGUCAAUUAAUCUGGAGGAAUUGCAUCGCGACGCGCGCUUGUUUCUUUUUUUAUUUGCACUUUGUCUCCUGCGGUUCGACGACGAUUUAACCGAGUCGCCGUACUGGGAAGUCGGAAUCACUGCCGAAUCUGUGAACUCCGAUGUUGCCGCAAUCACGAAUCCGUACUCACGAAGAUUUACGUCAAUUUCUCCCUAUUCACGGCGUCCUGUGGUGAUCCUUGUUCGCGAGACGUCCAGCCGAACAACCGGCAGCGAGACGCGCGCGGACAAGCGCGUCGGCGGCCUCUUUCAUCCCGUAAGCGUAAGGGAACGCGCGCGUCGCGCGAGCACAAAGGGGAUUCUCGCGGGGUCUUGACCCCGCUGACCGGAAAAAUUCUCUCGAAUCUUGCCGAGGGCAUUCGGGAAACUCGCUCGCAGGAAUAUCUUCAGGCGGCAUUCACGCGCCGGCUUCUCCCUGGAACUUUUUCUCGCCCCAGCGCCGUCGCUCAAUGCGAAAGGGAGCCGCGAGACCACCCGCUGCUCCCGGCUCGAGUUUUUGUCGUGGAAGACCCGCGGCGCGAGUAUUCCCACGCCGUUACGCGCGGAAUGUGCUCGCCCUGUUCGGCGCGCCCUGGAUUCGACACGAACUUGUACGUUUCUCUCCCCCCGACGGGAGACAUCGAGGGGCCCUUGGAGCGUCCAUCGGAGAUCCGUCGACCGGGAGCGGCACCGGAUCUCCGUGGUACCGUGGAUAGAUCGUGUGUAACUAUGUGUACGUAGCACUGCCCGCCGACGCUACCCCAUGAUGCACGCCUCGAACACCCGCAUUCCCGUCCCGCGUUUGGCGCUUGAACGGCUUCGAAACUCGCGCCCCGAAGCAUCAACGAUCCUGGACGACCCAUAAAAAUCGGAAUCGGAUAAUUUGUGCCACGAGGCUUUAACGCUUCAACCCUCGAAAAUCCCACAAAAAUCAGAAUAAUCACGUGCGCGUUGCUCGCCGCCAAGAAUCCUUCUUCUCAGUGAAUACUCGUGGAAAAUCAUAUCAUCAUCAUCAUCAUCAUAAUCAGCUGAUUCAUCGGGUCGGUCUACCCGUUAAGCGCUAAACGCGACAUUGAACGAUGUUCCAAUCUGAUGCGGAACAGAGGCGGGAAUCUGGACCGUUGUGCAUCUCACGAUCGCCGUCAGGCGACGCCCGGUAAACUCCGUUCGACGAUCAUCCCUUCUCCGUUAUUAUUUUGUGUUCCCGUCCCUUUGCAACACCUUCCAUCGCACCCUUCGUUCGAUACUUUACACCCUGUGUACCGGAGUGUACGCCUCUCGCGGCGAAAACCACUUGUAGGCAAAUCGUUCGUAGCCGCCACGGGCCCGCGCUCUCGCUCGGCGCUCAGUGGCGCGGGGGGGCGACCCUUUCAGGGAGAUUACUCCUCGCGAAUCGCUUACUUCUAACGCGGUGUCUGUUUAACCCGUGCUCCGAUACAAAGUAGAAGCGUUGUUGUAAGUAGCGACGGCUGCAUCGGGCUGCGCGUGCCGCCGUAAAGGCGCGAGAAAGUCAGAGAGACAGAGAGCAAGAAAGAAAGAGAAAGAGAGAGAGAGAAAGAGAAAGAGACAGAGUGAAUGGAAACGAAUGCGAGAGGAUGUCUGACGGUAGUUUGACGCAACCGGAUCGAUUUGCGAUCCAGCUUGUACGCUGUACAUCGGCCAUGUCCAUUUAUUUAUGUAUGUGGCAAUAAAGUCGUUAUUGUUACUAUUAUUAUUAA